Amphibalanus amphitrite is the source of this 2506-nucleotide messenger RNA. RefSeq lists its product as uncharacterized. Gene Ontology annotation, biological process: immune response. The record is from RefSeq and is a predicted model, not a curated record. The transcript is spliced from 8 exons. NCBI's taxonomy places the organism in Eukaryota, Metazoa, Arthropoda, Thecostraca, Balanomorpha, Balanidae. Gene Ontology annotation, cellular component: membrane. The coding region runs from base 185 to 1603 and encodes 472 amino acids. Gene Ontology annotation, molecular function: tumor necrosis factor receptor binding; receptor ligand activity.
GACGUUUACAGAUGCAGUUCUGUGCUGGAAAAUAACGACCCUUUCAAGAAAAUGUUGUAUCCAGCGGAGAGAAAGGAAGAUCGGUGCGCACUGGCGAUGCAUGGAAACUGCAUCGAAGUGAAAUGGAUCGAAUGAGACGUCGCGCUGCCGGUCCAGGGCCGUCCGGAGGUGAUACGGUGGCGAGAUGGCGGCGGAGGGGAGGAGCGCCGCCGGCGGCUGGUGGCCGGCCGUCUGCGUGCUGCUGUGCCUGGCGCUGGCGGCGCUGGAGGUGUUCCACCUGCAGCAGACGGCGGAGCUGCGCCACCAGCUGCUCAGACACCGCGGCCGGCUGGACGCCCUGGAGCAGGCGCUCACCGACACACUGAUGGAGUCGGUCGCCGCGGUGCGUCUGCGGCGGUCGGUGGCCGCCGCGCAGACCAGUCCGGCGGGAAUCCCGAUCGUGAGCCGGCCGUACGGCCACCGACCGGCCGACCGGCCCACCCAGGCGCCCGUGAUGCGCGUGUACGACACGUUCGGCGCUUCCACCGACCGGCCCGGGGACGGCCGGUCUCUGCUGCCCCACCACAGGAGCAGCGCUGCAUUCCAGGGCAGCCGGCUGGGCCGGGUGAACGUGGAGCGACGGCCGGAGCCGCGGCCGACAGAGGCCCAGGCGCUCCACCACCGCAAGUCGCGAGUCAAAGAGGCCGACACAAGGGCUAAGAAGGAGCGACGCGCGAGGCCUCAGGGCGAGCGGCGCCGGUCGAAGCCAACUGAGCUCAAGCGGCUCGACGCCAAACGGACCAAACUGCGCCGGAUGAAGGCUCGGCGGCUGGAGGAAGCCCGCGGUGCCCCGGUCGGCUUCUCACCCGGGCCCUCGAGUCUGCGCGCCUCGCCAGCCUGGCCUUCUCGGGAGUGGGGCGCCCCGCGGGUGAGCCCGAGUGGCGCCCGUGACCCGUACCCGGAUCCGGAACAGGACUCGGACCCGGACCCGGAACCGGCGGGGUCCGGCGGCGGCCAGGGACACCGCGGCGGCAGCGGCGGCCCCAGGCGCGGCCGGCGGAUGCAGCGGAUGAUGGAGGAGCUGCGACAGGCGCUGGGGACCACGGCCGCGCAUCUCGAGGGCCACACCACCGAGUACGCGCUGGGACACCCGCAUUACAACGGGAACGGCAUACUGCGUAACGCCCAGCCGGACUCGCGGUUCGCCGACUGGCGGUUCGCGCCCUGGGUCUACACGCUCGGCUACAGCAACGACUUCACCCUGCACGGCGGAGAGAUCACCGUCAAGAGGCCCGGAGUCUACUACCUCUACGCCCAGAUAAAUUACCUGGAUCCCGGUGACAUAAACGGUUUCGAGCUGCUCGUCUCGGGCCGCUCGUUCGCCAAGUGCUUGACGAUGGAGUCGACCAACCACCGUCAGAAGGUCAACACGUGCCACACCAGCGGCGUCACCUACCUCGACGUCGGUGACUCGGUCAGCGUCCGGGACAUUGAGAGGAUGCGCAUCUCGAUGCUCUUACCCGACCGCAGCUUCUUCGGCCUGGUGCGGCUGGCUGGCACGGGUGGUGGGGACGCCGGGCGGCGGCGGCGGCGGUCCGGACCGAGCACGGGCGGCAGCGGGUGAACGGGGCGGCGGCGGCGGCUCUGUCUGGCGAGCAGGUGCGUCGCCGGGGCAGAGACAAUGUGAAAAGCCUUCAAUAGACCUCUGAGACCACCCAGAGUGGGUGCACUCACAGGGGUAGCAGAUAUCUUCGUGUACUGUGGACUGUGGAGAUGGAACUCAAUGCGGCACGGAUUUGACCCGGCUGUGCCGUACCGGAGUACCGCGAGCCUGCGACCGCGCAGGGGAGACAGCGGUGUUCAAAGGUGCCUCUUGUACCGGCGGGCGCUCAGUGCGUUGGGGCGUUCGCUGAGACAUUUGCUAGGUGCGUGCCAUUAUAUGUUCUCAUCAAACGUCAUUGGCCCUGGGGCUGCACGGCAGUUGGUUAGUCCUGCCGCGUUGCCAGUCACUGCAUACCUAGUUAGUUCCUGCCGUGUUGAAAUGCGUAAGGACACAUAUUACAUUUGCAUGUGGCCAUGAAUUUUAUAGGUAUGCUUCCAUAUAUACCGUGUUUUUGCCGUCAUAAGGGCGUUCUGUCUGUAUGUUGCACUUGCGUCACAAGCAAAUGAGCAAGUGGUGGUUUUUCAUCCUAACCCGUGAACGCGAUCAGACAAUCAGCCGACGCACCCCGUGGUGUGGAUACUGGAUAGCUAUGGCAUUUACCAAGAGAAUUGUCCCGUGUCCGUGCCAAGCAGGUGAUCCAUGACACUUCAGUGCCAUUACAUGACGGUAUGACGAAUGUGCCAAAAACCUGUAUCCCACUUGUGCAGCACUAAUAUUGAAGCACCAUGCUUCACAUGAAUUGAGAUUUGCGGUGGCAUCACGGUAUAUUGACGCUUAUCCUUUUUCAUAAACAUAUUUAAUCGCCACUUUAGGGUAAUGUGUCAUUGUCUUGAAAAUGUUCUAGGGAAUAAACAAAAUGAAAGA